CAUAACCAGUUGCUGGUUUGUAUCAAGACUGUACGCACUGCGAUUGAAUUUGGAAGAGAGAGGAGAGAGAUACUUGAAGGUGAAUACACACCACUGUGUUUCCAUUGGAGCUAGCUAGCCCAUUUCACUGUCCUCCUGUUAGCUAUCCGUGUGGUAAGAAAGUCCAGGCAAACAUGGAUAACCUGGAAGAAGAUCUUACAUGUUCAGUGUGCUACUCGCUGUUCGAUGACCCCCGCGUGCUGCCGUGUUCCCACACUUUCUGCAAAGGUUGCUUAGAAAAUGUUCUUCAUGUAUCCAUCAACUUCUCAAUAUGGAGGCCCCUAAGAAUUCCACUCAAGUGUCCGAACUGCAGAAACACUGUGGAGCUCCCUCCAACAGGAGUUGAUUCCUUGCCAGUAAAUGUGUCCCUGAGGGCCAUUGUAGAAAAAUAUCAAAGAAACGAUCAAUGGAAAUCGGCUUUGUGUCUGGAACACCAAGGACAGCCAUUGAAUGUCUAUUGUCUGAGGGAUCGUCAACUGAUUUGUGGAUUGUGCCUGACUUUAGGCCAGCACCAGGGGCACCCUAUAGAUGACCUGCAUACUGCCUAUAUCAAAGAAAGGGAGACUCCAGGGAGGCUUUUGGAGAAGCUGACUGAUAAACGCGGGGCUGAAGUGUGCCUUCUGGUGGAAAGGCUGGAGGAACAAAAAGUCAGAUGCGAGAACACAAUAAAGCAUGAUAAGGAGGCUGUUGUGCAGUACUUUGAAAAGAUUCAUCAGAUUCUGGAAAGGAAGAAACAGGCUUUCCUAGCUGUACUGGAGGAGGCCAAUGCUGAAGUUUCAAGUGAGUUUGACCCACUCAUUGAAAAGCUCAACGAUAUCAAGGAAGAACAUCUGGAUCUCAUUUCAUGUAGCACAGCUGUUGAAGAAGAGGAGUCCCCCUUGGCAUUUCUUGAGAAAAUUCAUACGUUUCGAGGAAGAGUUGCGGCCCUGACAAAAGCUGGUCUGCCUAAUGUGGUACCUUUGGAGAUCUAUCCAAGGGUAGAGGAGUUUCUAAAACAGAAGUGGUCAGGAAUUACCAUUGGGAAGAUUGACGAAGUGCCAAUACCCAACAUCAGUUGCUGUUCUGUGUGGUGCUCAAGAACAAUCGUUGAUAAAAACUUGAACAAACUGUGGGCUUCCUUUAUUACUUUGUGGAAUCCAUUUGUGCUGUUAAUAUUUUUUCUACUACUAAGCCUAUUCUCAGUUAAAAUGUUAUUUAACAAAGAUUUUUUUGUUUAUCAGAUCAACUUUUCGAUCCUUACUCAAAUUAAUCAAAUGUUUCAAAGUUGUAUAUACAAAACUGCUGCUGCUGCUGUAUACCAUGUACAAGAAGGAGCCAUUUACCUGUACUCGCUUACGAUGGACAUCCUAAUUUACCUUAAGGAAACAGUCAAACUUCAUGUUGCCUCUAUCUGUAAGAUUUUAUUCUAAUUAAUUAAACAGUCAAUACUAUAACAUGUUCUAGUAAUAUUUGUAUGCAAAUAAUUCCCCAAAGAUAACCCUUCAUUUAGGGUUAGCAUAUUCAGUUUCUCUCAAAGGCAUUAGUUUCAAAUCAAUAUUGUAUUGGGUAUGCUGAUGGCAAGCAUGAGAAACAACUGGAGGAAAAACAGCUAAUUCCAAAUGUAUUGAUUGUAAAUAUCCAAUUUGUAUUAGACAAACUGUUAAAGCAUUGUAGUUGAUAAUCACUUUAUAUCCCACCUUACUGUUAACAUGUGUAUCAAUUCUAUCUGUCUUAUAGCAUUUAUACCAACGUACGUUUGGAUUUUCGGAAAUGUGAAUUACACCUUGUUUAGUUACCAAAAAUGCCGUUUUAAAUUUUUACAUACUCCAUAUAUGAUUAAUAGUAUUUUUUUUUUUUUUUUGU
Molecule: messenger RNA, 1881 nt
Organism: Polyodon spathula (Mississippi paddlefish)
Lineage: Eukaryota; Metazoa; Chordata; Actinopteri; Acipenseriformes; Polyodontidae
Product: tripartite motif-containing protein 59-like
Exons: 3
Coding region: 174-1448 (424 amino acids)
Biological process (GO): cilium assembly
Cellular component (GO): cilium; centrosome; intraciliary transport particle B
Molecular function (GO): zinc ion binding
Source: RefSeq, a predicted model, not a curated record